Messenger RNA from Trematomus bernacchii (emerald rockcod), 1859 nucleotides. RefSeq lists its product as uncharacterized. Gene Ontology annotation, molecular function: proton transmembrane transporter activity. The transcript has 7 exons. Lineage: Eukaryota; Metazoa; Chordata; Actinopteri; Perciformes; Nototheniidae. Gene Ontology annotation, biological process: proton motive force-driven ATP synthesis. The record is from RefSeq and is a predicted model, not a curated record. The coding region runs from base 145 to 1578 and encodes 477 amino acids.
GUCACAUUCAUGUGUUACAUAAAGAGCAGGAUAAAGGACUGAGCCCUGUGCAUGCUGUUGGGAGCCGUGUCUUGACCGUCAAGCUCAGGAGAACCGUAGAACAGCCUUCAUUUUAUCAAAAGCACAGGCAGGCUGAGAGGAAAGAUGGCGGCUUCCUUGCUGAGGAUAGGACGUUUAGGCUGUGUCAAGUGUUUGCAGGCUGAGAGCUGGAGUACUCUGAGGAGAGCGCCUGCAGCUGCAGCCUUUAGCACAAAAUCCGGGGGUUCCAAGAAGUCGACAAAAAAGAAAAACUCAGACAAAGACCAGGCUAAAACAUUCUUCGAUUUAGAGAAACUUGUCCAGCACAAGUCAUAUGACCUUCCCAAGAAAGAAGUUUCUCCAGCAGCAGCUGUUGCAGCAGCAGAAGCUGUUGCUAAAGCAGCUGCAGAUCCCCCCCCCGCUGCUGCCGCACUUGAGGCUGUGGCAACCACCCCGGUGGUAGAAGCUGCGGCGCCCGUGGUAGAAGCUGCGGCGCCCGUGGUAGAAGCUGCGGCGCCCGUGGUAGAAGCUGCGCCGGUAGUCGAGGCUGUCGCCGAAGCGGCGCCCGUGGUUGAAGCUGUCGCCGAAGCGGUGCCCGUGGUUGAAGCUGUCGCCGAAGCGGCGCCCGUGGUUGAAGCUGUCGCCGAAGCGGUGCCCGUGGUUGAAGCUGUCGCCGAAGCGGUGCCCGUGGUUGAAGCUGUCGCCGAAGCGGUGCCCGUGGUUGAAGCUGUCGCCGAAGCGGUGCCCGUGGUCGAAGCUGUUGCCGAAGCGGCGCCCGUGGUUGAAGCCGUGGUCGAAGCUGUCGCCGAAGCGGUGCCCGUGGUCGAAGCUGUCGCCGAAGCGGUGCCCGUGGUUGAAGCUGUCGCCGAAGCGGUGCCCGUGGUCGAAGCUGUCGCCGAAGCGGUGCCCGUGGUUGAAGCUGUGGUCGAAGCUGUCGCCGAAGCGGUGCCCGUGGUUGAAGCUGUGGUCGAUGCUGUCGCUGAAGCAAGUCCUGUGGUCGAAGCUGCGCCCAUGGUGGAGGCUGUCUCAGAAGUAAUUGUAGAGGCUGUGCCAGCGGCUGAAGCUGCGCCUGUAGAAGCUGAAACUGCCACAGUAGAAGCUGCUCCAGAGCCUGUGGCUGAAACUGCCACAGUAGAAGCUGCUCCAGAGCCUGUGGCUGAAGCUGCGCCUGUAGAAGCUGCUCCAGAGCCUGUGGCUGAAGCUGCCCCUGUAGAAGCUGAAGGUUCUGGCCCUGUGGAGGGAACAGAGGAGCUGGUGGACCCGGCUCCAGUCGUAGCUGAAGCUGCAGGAGAGGAGCUGCGGGUGGAGGCCCCAGCUGAACCAGUUGAACCGUUUAAGGCUCAAAUGGACCCAAUUCAGAAGCUCUUCCUGGACUCCAUACGCGAAUAUUCUUCAAAAAGCCAGGCAACGGAGGGGUUAGUGGAUGCAGGAUCAGAUUAUGAAAAGGCCUGGGCAGAUGAGGUAUCAAAGCUUGAGAGACUCUAUGGUGGUGGGGACCUUACAUCUUUUCCAGAGUUCAAAUUCACAGAGCCCAAGUUUGAUGAAGUUGCCCAGAAGUAAACAGCAGCACUAUGCAAUUGAACUUUUCUAAUGUUGCCUUUGACCUGUACACCAUACACCUGUAUCUGCUUAAUGUCAUAUUUACAACAAACCAUUGCCUCUAGCUUUGUAUGCAAUUAUUAGAUCUGUUUCAAUUGCUAGCUAUGCGAUGAGUAGAAGCUAAAGCAUUGGAUGUACAUUUCUGGCAGACCAAGUUCUUUUAGGGCUGUGAAAUAAUCUUUGUAUAGAUAGAUCUGUGGCUGAGUUAAAUGUGAAUAAACCAAUAAAUUCCAGUUCAUAUU